AUGUUUAUUAACCAGAUCUUUACUUUUACUCCUCCUUUCCAGCAUACGCCACUUACUAUUUCUUCCCUUUAUAUGACGCAAAUUACACCGGAGAUACAAUCGCUAUUGGAUCCUGUUGUAGCAAAGCUCAAACGACAUCAAAUAAAUGAUGAUGACGACAAGGAAUUGGCCUUGAUCAUUGCCCAUCUCUUGAUGAAGGUCAUCUCCGCAGCAAGGUGGUCCAGCACGUACGAGCUCAUCAAUUUAAUCCGAGAGGUUGGCCAAACAAUCCAUAAGGCCUACCCUAGAAGAAUCAUUCCAGGUAACAUAGUACGAAGAGUGUUGGCCAUCAUCCGCGAUGAACUCGAAACCGAUAAUAAUGCUACUGGAAGUGGUGGUACUGCGAAUGAGAAUAAUGUACCUAUGAUGAGUUCCAUGUUUAGCUUACUCUCAACUACAAACAAGCAAGAAAAUGUUAAUGCUCAAGAUAAAACACCACAGACAAAGAAACAGAAUAGUGACAUGAGAAGUAUAAUUAUUCAAGGGAUUCGAGAUCUUAUUGACGAAAUCACCAACAUGAAUGAAAAUUUGGAGUCCAUGUCUGUGGACUUGAUCCACGAUAACGAGAUUUUGCUCACACCAACUCCUGCUUCAGACACCGUUUUGCAUUUUCUUUUAAAAGCAAGAUCAAAGAGAAAGUUUACGGUGUUGGUGACAGAGAAUUUCCCUAAUGAUUUGCAAAAGGCACAAAAAUUUGCCAAAAAAUUGGCACAACAUGACAUCGAAACUAUCCUUAUUCCAGACUCAACAACUUAUGCAGUGAUGUCGAGGGUUGGUAAAGUAAUUGUAGGCACAAAUGCCGUAUUUGCCAAUGGAGGGUGUCUUUCCCAAAGUGGCGUUGCCAAUGUUGUCGAGUGCGCAAAAGAACACAAGACACCUGUGUUUGCUGUGGCCGGCUUGUAUAAAUUAUCACCAUUAUACCCAUUUACGAGAAACGAGUUAAUCGAAGUGGGCAAUUCAGGUAAAGUGUUGAGUCAUGACGAUUUUGAACUUGUCAAUAAUGUUGAAGUUGUAACUAACCCAUUGGAGGAUUAUAUCCCGCCUCAACAUAUCGAUAUCUUUAUUACCAAUGUUGGUGGGUUUGCACCAAGCUUUAUUUAUAGAAUUGUGUUGGAUAACUACAAGACUGAGGACAAUAAGUUGGAUUGA
This is a messenger RNA of Lodderomyces elongisporus, 1188 nucleotides long. It is a transcript of the gene GCD7, whose product is annotated as translation initiation factor eIF2B subunit beta. NCBI's taxonomy places the organism in Eukaryota, Fungi, Ascomycota, Pichiomycetes, Serinales, Debaryomycetaceae. Gene Ontology annotation, biological process: translational initiation. Gene Ontology annotation, cellular component: eukaryotic translation initiation factor 2B complex. The transcript is spliced from 2 exons. Gene Ontology annotation, molecular function: translation initiation factor activity; guanyl-nucleotide exchange factor activity. The record is from RefSeq and is a predicted model, not a curated record. The coding region runs from base 1 to 1188 and encodes 395 amino acids.